AUGGGAUCUUCGCUGAUCGCCAGGCUCCGAGGAAGUCCGACCUGGGCUCGCCGCCCCUUAAGACCCCUCCUUCCCCGCCCGCCGGCCCCCCAGCUCCUCCCCAUUCUCCUCCCCUUCUGCAGCGCAGCCCCCGCGAGCGGCGCUCCCUCCUCCCGGCCCCCGCCCGGAGCCCAGGAGCUUCCGAGCACCGCGGGCAUCCCUGCCCUCUCCCGACCCUCACCGAGGAUCCUCAGGCAUCUCAAGAGAAGGCAUGAGGUGUCCAUGUCUCCGUGGGGGACCCUGCAACAAAGGCGGGGGAAACCGCGGAAACCCCAUCCCCGGGAGGGGCGCUGGCCUGCGGCAGUCCGGGUGACACCAGGAACUAGCUGCGGGCUGCAGAGCCAACCUGGUGGACAGCACAGUGGGAGCCCUUUCCGGGGCUGGUACUCGAACCUAAGCAUCCCAGAGCCACCCCCAUCUGUGAAAGGGAUAGAGAGAGCAGAGGAUGCGAGGGUGUUACUACAGCCUAAGCAGAAGGAAGUGGGCACUGGAGCUCGAGAAGGGCUGGUCUGUCACCAUAACCUGAUCGGUUUCCCGCAGAGAUCUCCUAUGCGGCCUGCAAUCCUGUGCACAUGUCUGCUUCCCUAUCGCAGCCUCUCCUUCCUCGCUCAGAAAUUCAAGAAGCUGCCUCUGAUAGCGGAUUGACUCCAGGCAUACUCAUUCUUGUCUGCACUGAAAAAAAAAAAAAAAAAAAAAACACUGACUCCAGGCAUACUCAUUCUUGUCUGCACUGAAAAAAAAAAUUGCCAUUUUCUUUCACUCUGGGGUUGAGACACUCAGGUUUCAUGUCUUCAUCUACUGAGAAAUUUCAUCCACGUUCUUCUUCCACAUCAAAUCCAGACUUUCUGCCUUCCUUGUGAGCACUCCUGUUACUCCGUGUGCCUAACCUUAUCUGUCUUCACCCUCUUCACCACACACCCCACUGCUCACAUCACACCAGGUUUCAUGGUGUCCUCUGAACUUGUCGAAUUUGUCUUCUACCAAUACCUACUGCUGAAUUUUUAGGAGGUUUCAAAAUCAUGCCUAAAUUUCACACUGAGAUAGUUGUUACAUGGAUGGAAACCAAGAUGUGAACUCUGUUGUUCCUGGUCAAACUGGAAUGUUGGCCGCGGCUCUAGAGCUGACAGGGCAAUGGGUCUGCUAGUGCAGAACCCCAGAACUGAACAAACUCCACAGGAACAGGGAGAGUUGGAAAACCUGCUUGCGUACAAUCAGCAGCACGGGAAAGCAAAAACAAACCAAAACCAAAAACCACUUGCAAUUCUCUAAGAGGGAUGUCCUACUUCACCCUGACUAUUGACUUGACAGCCUGAAGUUACCUAAGAGAGAACUGCCUAGCUUAGAUGGACCGGUGUCUGUGGAGACACUGUCUUCAUUAAUAAAUUGAUAUUGCAGGACCUAGCCCACUUGGGCAGCACCGUUCUUUGGGCAUGUGGUCCUGGGUUGUAGAAGAAAGCUAGCUAUGUAUGACCUGCAAGCAAGCCAGCAAGUAGCAUUCCUCCGUGGUUUCUGCCUCAGGUUCCUGCUGGGGGUUCCUUCUGCCGUGACUUCCCUCAGUGAUGGACUGAGACCUCUAAGAUGAAAUAAACUCUCCCCUAAGUUUCUCUUGGUCUGGUGUUUUAUGGCAGCAACAGAAAGGAAAGCCGAACAAGAGGAGAGUGACGCGUUCUUUGACGCACACCAGUCAGAUAUUGAUGGAACAAGAUGAGUAGGAAGCAGAUGACCCCCACGUCUCCCCUGCCUGUCAUCGUGCUGGGGUUGAAGGAGGGAGCUCGGAGGUACUAGGUUUUGCUACUGUCCUCUAAUAAUUAACAAUGCUUUGUUCCCUUCUAAACUGGCAACGCCCUUCCUCUACUGAAAUUUGCUUUAUUGUUUUCAGAACCCAAAGUGAGUUUCACUGCAUCUCUCGAACCUUUCUUGACGACAGAUUGGGGUGGCAGAAAGUACUUGAGUUUGAAGUCAAACCAACCUGGCUUUCUAUCCUGGUAUAGCUGCUAACCUUUGCUCCGUCCCAUCCUAGGUUCCGGCAUCUGACGAAUGACGGUGAUAAUGCCCUUUAGGGGCUUGUGAAAUUUCAAGUGGAAGGUUAUAAAAAGUGCCUGGCAGAGAGAUAGUAGCCAUCUAUAAACGGUAGCCAUUAUUACUUCAUUGAUCUGCCUUGCAUCUAAAUUGUACCCGGUACUAUGUGCCAGGUAAAUGAAAGUAUCCGACGUGCCAUAUUUUUAGUUCACUGUUACAGUAAACUUGAAGGCUUUUGAAAAGUGACUUCUAUCUUCCUAUAGGAAAACUGAACAUCAGAAAAAUUCAGAUAUUUUCCCAAGGUUAGAUAGCUUUGCAAUUUGGUAUUUAUUGUACAUUAUUAUUCUCUGUUUAAUACUUAGGACAUGAUUGUUCUUGAUUCAGAGUAUAAAUAAACAACCAAGCAGAGCCAAAAAGAAAUAAAAAUAACAGCAAAACAAACUAUAAGAGGAAGUUGACAGCUGUGUCUGGUGAGGGACAUUUUUCACUGUGAGUGACAGAUACUUAAGUGGCUUUUCUGAAGAAGCCAAUUUAGUGACCUGUGUAGCAGAGAAGUCCCAGGAUAACGGCUGGAUUUAGGCAAGUCUUCACCUAGGAGUUCAAACAUGUCCCCAAGGACUGAUGAUGUAUUACAUCCUUUGUUUCUACCUUCAGCCUCUGUUUCUUUCCUGGGUUUUACAGGGUGGUCCUGAGAACUGCAGUCUGCAGGGUGAUAAGCUGACCUGUAGUGGUCUCAUGGAGGGGAGGGUGUUAGCCUUUUUCUGGAGAUGUCAUAGAAGUCUUAAGACAUGCUUCUACAGUCCAAGGAGCAUUCCUUGUUCUAUUUUUCUCUUCCUCCCUCCAUCUCUUCUUCUCCCCUUCUCUCUCUCUCUCUCUCUCUCUCUCUCUCUCUCUCUCUCUCUCUCUCUCUCUCUCUUCUCUCUCUCUCUUUCUUUCCAGAGUCUCACUUGUUGUAGAAUGUUAGUUGAAGAUGUGUUACAUUUGUUCAUGCUGUGGAACAUUUGUUUAAUGAUGCAAAGAUGUGUUGCAUUCCUUUAUGAUGCAUUUGUUUAAUUCUGUGAAGCUGUGUUACUGUGCCUGUCUAAAACACCUGAUUGGUCUAAUAAAGAGGUGAAUGGCCAAUAGUGAGGCAGGAGAAAGGAUAGGCGGGGCUGGCAGGCAGAGAGAAUAAGUAGGAGGAGAAAUUUAGGAAGAAAGAUCAGGGAGCAAGAAAAGGAGAAGGAGAGGAGAACUGGAUGAAUUUCAGGCCAAUGCACAAAGUGGACAGUGUCUGAAGAAUGUCAUCUGAGGCUGUUCUCUGACUUUCACAUGCACUCACACACACAUGCAUGCACACUCACACUCAUGUACACCUACACACGUGCACAUACACACAGAAGUAGAGUAGAAAUAUUAAUUAAAUGAAGAACAAUAUGAUAAGAAGAUAAAAUGCAUUCUUUGGUCCUCACGCAUGAGUGGGAUAGUUGGUCUCCCAUGCCUCUAGGUUUUAUAGAAACAGAUUCCACUAAUCACUAACAGAAAUAUUCAGGAAAAUGUUUGCACUGGUAACGAACAUGUUGCAACUUCUCAACCUUGUCAUUGUUCCCUAAACAAUGAGGCCUAAUGGCUAGUUGCAGUGUUUAUAUUUUAUUGGGUACUGUAAGCAAUAUAGAUAUGAUUUAAAGUAUAUGGGAAAUUAUAAAAGAGGAUAUACAUGUAAACACUGCGCCAUUUUAUAUAACUGAUUAUCUAUGGAUUCUGGACACUUCGGAGGGACCCUGGAAACACGUUUCCAGGAUAACGAGGGAUGACUGUAUAUGAAUUGCUGUAGACAGACAAAAAUAAAGGAAAACAGCGACAACAAAUACUACAACAAAUUUCGCCUUGUGGGAGAUUUGAUGUAAAGUAAAUAAAAACACAACUGUCUCAAGUGUUCCUGAGAUUAUCGCACUGGUUACCUCCAGGUUCAGUAGUGAAAUCUGCAAAGAAUUGCUAUCUGAUGAGCAAUUAAGGAAAGCAGUCGCAGGAUAAUGUAUUCUUAAUAAGGCACUGCACCUUUAAUGGAAACAGUAUUUCUACAGGAGCUAUGAGAAUAGAGCCACACAGGAGAGGCUUCCAGGCAGGGGCUGUGGCCAGGCUCAACCCUGACACCUUCGCUGUACUAUUCAAAGAGAAGGGACUACAGCAAGGACCCCAAGGCUGGAGCUGUGCAGCAUGGGACAAAAGCCACUGAUACGGUUAAUGUGACAGAUUUCAUACACCACCACACGGCAAAGUAUUUGUCAUACUUAGUAAUGACAUGAGAAGUGACUGGAAAUAUUUUAUUCGUAUUGAUGCUCCCAGAUGAUCUUGGGACAGAGACUUGAGAUGCUGUGAAACUUGAAAAUUUGCAUCUUUAUUUGACAAAAAGACAGCGGUUCCCAAUUUGUUAUUGUUUAUUUAUGUGUCAGCAUGGUACUCCCUAUCAGAUUAAAACAAACCCGCACACAAUCCAUCAUUUUAGGAUAGAGAACAAUGCUAAUAAGGACUGCUAAAGAGCAGUCACUUUUGGAAAGAAAUAUGUUAUGGAGAAAUAUUUUGAAAUUGGAUUCUUGGAUGUAUCUUAUAAUUAAGUGAUUUUUGUCCAAAUUAAGACUUUCACAGAUGCAUAUUUGUUUUAAAACUCUGGCAUAAUCUUCUAAGCAUCCCAGUAGCCUGUUUAUCCUUUUGACAAAAAAUAUAAAAAUGCAAUGACUUUUAUUUAAAUUGGAAAAUGAAUGGUUUAUAGGGAAAUUUACUCACCAAAUUUCCACAAAAAACCUUUGCAAGACUGAUUCCUAGGGCGGAGAACUGAAUAUCUGAGUUUGGGGAGUAAACAGAGGGGACGUGUCUUCACUCAGAUCUGUGAGUUUGUGAGUGUAUUCAUCCUGGAAGGUUACCACAACAGGAAACUGUGUAAGGAGGUGGCGUCAGCCACCUAAAUUUAUUUCUCACCAUUCUGAAGCUAGAAGUCCAGGAAUCCGGGUGGGCUGGUUGUUCUGAGGUCUCACUCCCAGGCUUGCCCAGCAUCCCUCUCCUCAGUGGUCCUCAUGUGGCCUUUUGCCUGCUGUCUGUCCCUCUUAUAAGGAAGGGUACCGGUGGCACCAGAUUAGAGCCUUCCCUACGAUCUUACUCAAUCUUAAUUACCUAUCCAAAUAUAAUAAAAGUUACCUACGAGUUUGGGAUAGAUGCACUUCCAGCAACUGCAAGGAAUUCACCUCUCCCACUUUGAAGGCUUUAAAAACCAAAUGUGUAAUGAACUGGUCUUAAAAGCACACUUGCAGCAUGGCUACAAAUCUUCAACAAAUAUUUCUAAAUGGGAUGAUGACAUCACACUUACCUAAUUUAUUAUUAUUGUUGUUGUUCCAAUGAACUAAAACAAUGUUUUGACUGUAUGUAGCAUGUAUGAGGCACUCGGUUCAGUCCCCAGUACCACACAUUCACACAUACACACUGUGGUGGUUUGAAUGAAAAUGGCCCUGUAGGCCCAUAGGGAGUGGCACUAAUAGGAGGUGUGGCUUUUUUGGAGUAGGUGUGGCUUUGUUGGAGGAAGUGUGUCACUGGGGGUGGGAUUUGAGGCCUUAGAUGCUUAAGCCACGCUCAGUGUCUCCUUCUCUUUCUGCUGUCUGCUGAUCUGGAUGUAGAACUCUCAAGGAUCUCUCCGGCACCAUGUCUGCCUGUGUGUCACCAUGCUUCCAGACAUGAUGACAAUGGACUAAACCUCUGAACUGUAAGCCAGCCCCAAUUAAAUGCUCUCCUUUAUAAGA
Peromyscus californicus insignis is the source of this 5822-nucleotide messenger RNA. RefSeq lists its product as uncharacterized. The record is from RefSeq and is a predicted model, not a curated record. Bases 1 to 684 code for a protein of 227 amino acids. NCBI's taxonomy places the organism in Eukaryota, Metazoa, Chordata, Mammalia, Rodentia, Cricetidae. The transcript has 2 exons.